UCUUCAUCCCAGAGAAAUCUCCAUCUUCACACAAUCUUCUCCACCGGACAAACUGCAAACUGAACCUAAAAGUAAAAACCAUAAAAUGGCACCCAAUCUCUCUGCAGAUAAUCUCUUCCGAGUCGACGGCAUGGUGGCCGUCAUAACCGGCGGCGGCACCGGCAUCGGCCUGGUAAUGGCCCGGGCCUUCGCUUCCAACGGCGCCAAAAGGGUCUACCUGCUCGGCCGGCGCCACGACGUCCUCACCACCGCAGCCGCCGAGUUCCCCUCCAUCAUGGUCCCCAUGCCGUGCGACGUGACCUCCAAAGACUCCCUCCAAUCCGCCGUGGACAAAAUCACCCUCGAAACAGGCUACAUCAACCUGCUCGUCGCCAACUCUGGUGUCACCGGCCCCCUGCAGGGGUGGAACCCGUCGCUGAGCGUGUCCGAGGUGCGCGCGAGCAUGUUUGAGCAAGGUAUCAUGGACGACAUGACACAGGCCAUGCAUGUCAACGUCACGGGCGCGUUUUUUACGAUCGUUGCGUUUCUUGAGCUGUUGGAUGAAGGGAACAAGAGGGCUUGCAAGCAAGGCGGGUUUGGCGCGCCACUCAGCACCGGGAGCGCUGAUGUCCCAUCGAUUCAAAGCCAGGUUAUUGUUACCAGCAGUAUUGCUGCCUUCAGCCGCAUGCCCAUGUCGGCUCCGGCGUAUGCGGCGAGCAAGGCGGCGAUUCUGCACCUGACCAAGCAUGCCAGUUCGAAUAUGGCCAGGUACGGGAUUCGGGCGAAUGCGUUGGCCCCCGGAUUGUUCCCUACAGAGCUGGCGCAGGUUCUCACCGGCGGCCGAGACCCGGGUACCGAAAGCUUUGAGGAUAAACGCUUCAUCCCCGCUCGCAGGUUCGGCGGGGACGAGGAGAUGGCCGGCACUGUGCUCUACCUUGCCAGCCGGGCGGGAGCGUACUGCAACGGCAUGGUACUGAUGUGUGAUGGUGGACGGCUCGGGGUGAUGCUGUCGUCGUAUUAGUUCAGGGAGUAACAUAUGCCAUUACAGCGCUCCUUUCCAUAACAGUUCAGGAACCAAGACCUCAACUUGAAAAUCAUUAGACAUCACUGCAAUUAUUAAUACACUGCCUAAACACC
Molecule: messenger RNA, 1116 nt
Organism: Canariomyces notabilis
Lineage: Eukaryota; Fungi; Ascomycota; Sordariomycetes; Sordariales; Chaetomiaceae
Product: NAD(P)-binding protein
Exons: 3
Coding region: 131-1000 (289 amino acids)
Molecular function (GO): oxidoreductase activity
Source: RefSeq, a predicted model, not a curated record